This is a messenger RNA of Thlaspi arvense, 2486 nucleotides long. NCBI's taxonomy places the organism in Eukaryota, Viridiplantae, Streptophyta, Magnoliopsida, Brassicales, Brassicaceae. The record is from the annotation of a GenBank genome assembly.
AUCAUAGAACUGAUGAGUUUCACCAUCCCUAAGUCUCUGAUAAAUCAUUCCUUCAACCUUUAUUCUCUGCUAAAAAGUUUUUGAUCAAGUUGAUGAAUCUAAUUGGUUCAUCAAUUCCAUCAUUUGGAUGCGUUCUUGCAUAGUCGAUUUGAUUAUUCCGUUUGCCAGUCAAAAAUCUGAUAUUGAUAUAAGAGCAUGAAUUUUUUAAUGAUAAAUGCUUUCAUUGGAAGAAACAUACAAGCCGGACAAAAAGUCAACAAGAAAUGUCGGAGUUACUAACUUUGGCGGUGGGUCACCGGCGAGAGAAAAGUAACAACAGUAACAAAUACAAAAAAUGCAAGAGACUGUAUUCCUCUUCAGUGAGGAGAAUCUAAACAUAGGGCAAUCCUCAGGGGGACGUAGCGGCGGAGGCACAAAAUACAAACAGAGCUCUCGCCGUGUGGUCCCCACAACAAACUGCGAGCUGAGUGACACGACGACAGAGAUUAGGAUAGUGGAGAAGGUGCUGAAGAACGGUGAUCUUUACAACGGAGGCUUAUCCGCUGGGGUUCCUCAUGGGACAGGGAAAUAUCUCUGGUCAGAUGGUUGUAUGUAUGAAGGGGAGUGGACACGUGGCAAAGCGAGUGGGAAAGGACGUUUCUCUUGGCCGUCUGGAGCUACCUACGAGGGUCAGUUUAAGGAUGGUCGAAUGGACGGCGAAGGAACGUUCAUAGGAAUCGACGGUGAUACUUAUAGAGGGCAUUGGCUUUGGGGGAGAAAGCAUGGCUAUGGAGAGAAGAGGUACGCGAACGGCGACGUUUACCAAGGGAAUUGGAAAGCGAAUCUACAAGACGGUAACGGACGUUACGUGUGGAGCGAUGGGAAUGAGUAUGUGGGAGAAUGGAAGAACGGUGUUAUUUCAGGGAAAGGAGCCAUGACUUGGGCUAACGGAAACCGUUACGAAGGUCUAUGGGAAAAUGGAGCUCCUAUUGGGAAAGGGGUUUUGAGUUGGAGCGAGGAGAAGGCAAGUAAUAAUCAGUUUGGUGGGUGGGGAAGGAAGAAGAAGAAAGAUGAUGAGAGUGUGCAUCAAAAGCUCUCUUCUGUAGAAACUUUAUCAAAGAACACGAAUUUUCCGCGGAUUUGUAUAUCCGAACUGGAGGAUACAAACGCAUGUGAUAAUGUCGAGGCAGGUUCGAUGUUGAGUCCAUACACAAGUGAGUCGGAUACAGGUGAUAACGCGAGCGGUUGUGGGGAAUAUGAGUGGUCAAGAAGCCCUUUGCUUUUGGAGAGUGGUGGUGCCAUGAGUUUGCAGAAAAGUCCGAGAUGGUUGGAUGAAGGAGAUGUUAAAAAACCGGGACAUACCGUUACGGCUGGACAUAGAAACUAUGAUUUGAUGUUGAAUCUACAGCUUGGGAUUAGAUAUUCUGUGGGGAAACAUGCUUCGGUUUUGAGGGAACUUAGGCAUUGUGAUUUUGAUCCCAAGGAUAAACAAUGGACCAGGUUUCCACCAGAAGGGUCUAAGUCUACACCUCCCCAUCUAUCAGUCGAUUUUAAAUGGAAAGACUAUUGCCCCAUUGUGUUUAGGCAUCUAAGAGAGUUAUUCACGAUUGAUCCAGCGGACUAUAUGCUCGCUAUUUGUGGAGAUGAAUCUCUUCGGGAGUUUUCUUCGCCUGGAAAGAGUGGAAGCUCCUUUUAUUUGACUCAAGACGAACGGUUCAUGAUCAAAACUAUGAAGAAAUCUGAAAUUAAGACUCGAUUCAUAGUGAUGGGCAAUCUAUUUUGUUCGGAGUAUCGUAUACAAAAACGAUUUGACUUGAAAGGUUCAUCACACGGUCGUACCAUCGACAAGGAUGAAGGUGAAAUCGAUGAAACCACAACACUCAAAGACUUGGACCUCAAGUAUGUGUUUAGACUCGAGACCUCAUGGUUUCAUGCCUUUAUUAACCAAAUCGAUAUCGACUGUGAGUUCCUUGAAGCUGAGAGGAUUAUGGAUUAUAGUCUCUUGAUUGGUCUCCAUUUCCGUGACACUUGCCUGCGUGACGAUAUUUCCUUGGGCAUCGGUCGAAGAGAUCAAGAGGACAAGUUGAUGAGAGGUUAUAAUUCACUUCCGAAUAUGGACUCUGUCACCCAAACUAGUAAUGGACCCUUAAUAAGACUAGGUGAAAGUACACCAGCAAAAGCAGAACAGAUGAGCAGAUUGAAGGAAGAGGCGUGGGAAGAUGGCGAAAAUGACAACUUGAAUCAUAAGAGUACGAGAAAGGAGGUGGUUGAAGUGAUCCUGUAUUUCGGUAUAAUUGACAUUCUUCAAGACUAUGAUAUCACGAAAAAAUUAGAGCACGCCUACAAGUCACUCCAUGCAGAUCCCACUUCCAUUUCAGCUGUUGAUCCUAAGCUUUAUUCUCGAAGGUUUAGAGAUUUUAUAAAUAAGAUAUUCAUUGAAGACAAAUGAGAAAAAAGUAACACGCAUUACCUACACAUGUUCAAAGACGAAAAAUCUAAAGAUCCAC